Messenger RNA from Acanthisitta chloris (rifleman), 1165 nucleotides. It is a transcript of the gene UBFD1, whose product is annotated as ubiquitin family domain containing 1. The transcript has 6 exons. NCBI's taxonomy places the organism in Eukaryota, Metazoa, Chordata, Aves, Passeriformes, Acanthisittidae. The record is from RefSeq and is a predicted model, not a curated record. Gene Ontology annotation, molecular function: cadherin binding; RNA binding. The annotation marks the transcript as partial.
GGCGGCAGGGAGCUGGUGGAGCUGAAGGUGAUCUGGAACAAGAACAAGUACGACGUGAAGUUCUGCCUGGACAGCACGGGGGCCGAGCUAAAGCAGAAGAUCCACUCGCUCACAGGGCUCCCCCCAGCCAUGCAGAAAGUUAUGUUCAAGGGACUUCUGCCAGAGGAGAAAACGUUGCGGGAAAUCAAAGUCACAAACGGAGCAAAAAUAAUGGUCGUGGGCUCCACCAUCAACGACGUGUUAGCAGUCAACACACCCAAAGAAGCUGCUCAACAGGAGGUUAAGGCUGAGGAGAACAAAAAGGAGCCACUUUGCAGACAAAAGCAACACAGAAAAGUUUUGGACAAAGGAAAACCUGACGAUGUGAUGCCUUCGGUCAAAGGUGUGCAGGAGCGACUGCCCACAGUGCCACUGUCCGGCAUGUACAACAAGUCAGGGGGAAAGGUCAGGUUGACCUUCAAGCUCGAGCAAGACCAGCUGUGGAUUGGUACAAAAGAGAGAACAGAAAAGUUACCCAUGGGGUCCAUUAAAAAUGUGGUGAGUGAACCUAUUGAAGGCCAUGAGGAUUAUCACAUGAUGGCAUUUCAGCUGGGCCCAACAGAAGCCUCUUACUACUGGGUGUAUUGGGUGCCCACUCAGUAUGUGGAUGCAAUCAAAGACACGGUGCUGGGGAAGUGGCAGUAUUUUUGAAAGCACGCUCACCUCUGGCACAGGAAAAUGACACAAAGCUAAGGACACUGCUGGGAGAGGCCUCCAACAUCCCUGGAUGUGACAGUCCUGGAACUUAUUAAUAACACAUGCUGAACGAGGCAUGGAUGGAAGCCAGAGGUGAUGUUCUUUCACCAUUAGUUUACUUUUAACUUAAAGAUUUCACCAUCCCUUUUCUGCAGUCAGCUUCGACCAUAUUUAAAGCAAAUACAAUGGAAAUCAAUAAAUCUGAAUUCACAAAAUGCCGUGUGUAAUACACUUAAAUUUGCUGAGAGUUGAUCUUCCAGGUUAGUUUUAAAAAGGAAAUAUUACGAUGUCUUCUUGAGGAUUUUUUACAUGAUUUGAACAAAACCAAAUAUUUUCAUAAUCUUUCAGUUGUAUCAGCAUUAGACUUAAUUUAGUUACUUGGCUGUGACUGAGCCUUUCAGAGCAGUUUUCUAAGAACAAACUGUAGCAG